This is a messenger RNA of Choloepus didactylus (southern two-toed sloth), 6371 nucleotides long. It is a transcript of the gene PGAP1, whose product is annotated as post-GPI attachment to proteins inositol deacylase 1. Gene Ontology annotation, biological process: endoplasmic reticulum to Golgi vesicle-mediated transport; GPI anchor metabolic process. NCBI's taxonomy places the organism in Eukaryota, Metazoa, Chordata, Mammalia, Pilosa, Megalonychidae. The record is from RefSeq and is a predicted model, not a curated record. Gene Ontology annotation, molecular function: phosphatidylinositol deacylase activity. The transcript is spliced from 27 exons. Bases 1 to 2769 code for a protein of 922 amino acids. Gene Ontology annotation, cellular component: endoplasmic reticulum.
AUGUUUCUUCCUUCGGUCAACCUCUGGAACCUGGCGUUUUAUGUCUUCAUGGUCUUUAUGGCGACCCUGGGGCUGUGGGAUGUCUUUUUCGGCUUUGAGGAGAACAAGUGCAGUAUGAGCUACAUGUUCGAAUACCCGGAGUUUCAGAAAAUAGGACUUCCAAAGAAACUGGUAAAACGCUAUCCUGCAUAUGAGUUAUAUCUUUAUGGAGAAGGAGCCUAUGCUCAAAGACAUAAAAUUCUCCCUUUGGCGGGUAUUCCAGUUCUCUUUCUUCCUGGUAAUGCUGGAAGUUAUAAGCAAGUUCGUUCUAUUGGCUCUAUAGCACUUAGAAAAGCAGAAGACAUUGACUUCAGGUACCACUUUGACUUCUUUAGUGUGAACUUCAAUGAAGAACUGGUGGCGCUGUAUGGUGGAAGUCUUCAGAAGCAGACCAAGUUUGUACAUGAAUGCAUUAAAACAAUUCUCAAACUCUACGAGGGUCAAGAAUUUGCUCCAAAAAGUGUGGCAAUAGUUGGUCAUUCUAUGGGUGGCCUUGUUGCAAGAGCAUUGCUUACGUUGAAAAAUUUUAAACAAGAUCUGAUAAAUCUUCUUAUUACACAAGCCACACCUCAUGUCGCUCCAGUGAUGCCACUGGAUCAUUUUAUUACAGAUUUUUAUAUGACUGUAAACAACUAUUGGAUUCUGAAUGCUCAACACAUAAAUUUAACCACACUUUCUGUAGCUGGAGGAUUCCGAGAUUACCAAGUUCGUUCAGGACUGACUUUUCUACCAAAAUUAAGCCAUCAUACCAGUGCCUUAUCUGUUGUGAGUUCAGCGGUGCCUAAGACCUGGGUCUCAACAGACCACCUUUCCAUAGUGUGGUGUAAACAAUUGCAAUUAACUACAAUUCGAGCAUUCUUUGAUCUUAUUGAUGCUGAUACUAAACAAAUCACUCAAAAUUCCAAGAAAAAAUUGUCGGUUUUGAACCACCACUUUAUAAGACAUCCAGCAAAACACUUUGAGGAAAAUCCGACAAUAAUUUCUGAUUUAACAGGGACAUCUAUGUGGGUUCCUAUAAAAGUGUCUAAAUGGACCUAUGUGGCUUACAAUGAAUCUGACAAGAUAUAUUUUACAUUUCCUCUCGCAAAUCAUAGAAAAAUCUACUCUCAUGUCUAUUGUCAGAGCACCAUGCUGGAUACAAAUAGUUGGAUUUUUGGCUGCAUAAACAGUACUUCUAUGUGCCGGCAAGGGGUUGAUUUAUCAUGGAAAACAGAACUGUUGCCAACAAUUAAGUCUCUGACAUUAAGACUCCAAGAUUAUCCAUCUUUGUCUCAUCUUGUUGUUUAUGUACCAUCUCUUCUUGGAAGUAAGUUUGUUGUAGACUGUGAAUUCUUCAAAAAAGAAACACGAUCCAUACAGCUUCCUGUAACUCAUCUUUUUUCCUUUGGAUUGUCUUCAAGGAAAGUGGUAUUAAAUACAAAUGGACUGUUCUACAAUAUAGAGCUUCUUAACUUUGCACAGAUAUACCAAGCUUUUAAAAUCAACGUGGUAAGCAAGUGCUCAGGAGUCAAAGAAGAAAUAACUAGUAUCUAUAAACUUCAUAUUCCCUGGUCUUAUGAAGAUUCACUAACCAUUGCACAGGCUCCAUCAUCCACAGAAAUUUCUCUGAAACUCCAUAUUGCUCAACCAGAAAAUGACAGCCAUGUAGCAUUAUUAAAAAUGUACACAUCAUCAGACUGUCAGUAUGAGGUGACAGUUAAGACUUCCUUUUCACAAAUACUUGGACAGGUAGUUAGAUUUCAUGGUGGAGCUCUUCCUGCUUACACUAUAUCUAGUAUUCUUCUUGCUUAUGGAGGACAAUUAUACUCUCUUUUUGCAACAGGUCAUUGCUUGGAAUAUGCUACUAUGUUGGAUAAAGAAGCCAAACCAUACAAAGUCGAUCCUUUUGUAAUUAUGGUAAAGUUUCUGUUGGGGUAUAAAUGGUUUAAGGAAUUAUGGGAUGUAUUACUGUUUCCAGAACUAGAUGCCAUCAUUUUAACUAGUCAGAGUAUGUGUUUUCCCCUUGUAUCCUUGAUUCUCUUUCUAUUUGGAACAUGUACUGCCUACUGGGGUGGCCUCCUUUCUUCUACAUUUGUGAGACUCCUUUCUUCAUUGUGGCUAGCUUUGAAAAGACCCUAUGAACUUCCUAAAGAUAUCAAGGUGAUAUCACCAGACUUGCCCUUUUUGACAAUUGUUUUGAUCAUAAUUAGUUGGGCAACUUGUGGAGCAUUUGCCGUACUCCUUACUUAUCUUUACUAUGUGUUUAAGAUUGUUCAUCUGCAAGCCAGCCUAACAACUUUUAAAAACAGCCAGACUGUGAAUACUAAACACUCUAGAAAAAGUGAAAAAAAAACCAGUCACCAUAAGGAUUCUUCAGUGCACCGUCUUCGUUUAUCUGCUAAUGAUGCUGAAGACAGUCUUCGCAUGCACAGGACUGUGAUUAACUUAUUAACAUGGAUUGUAUUACUCAGCAUGCCAUCUUUAAUUUAUUGGUUAAAGAAUCUUAGGUAUUGUUUAAAACUUAAUCCUGAUCCAUGUAAACCUUUGGCAUUUAUUCUUAUUCCAACUAUGGCAGUUCUUGGAAAUACUUACACUGUUUCGAUAAAAUCAAGUAAAUUGUUGAAGACUGCUUCACAAUUUCCACUUCCUUUGGCUGUUGGUGUGAUUGCUUUUGGGUCAGCACACUUAUACAGGGUUCCAUGCUUUGUCUUCAUUCCUCUUUUACUGCAUGCAUUAUGCAACUUUAUGUAAGAUUGGACUUAAGGAAUGGUAAAGAUGAUUUAUGCGUUUAGAGCCAGUAAUAAGAGGGAAGUGCACAAAUCCAUCAACAUGGACAGCAAGAUCCUUUGGAGAAAGACAAGUCUAUUUUUACAUUAUUGAAAAUAGGAAAUUAGUUUUGUAAUGCUUGAGGAAAGUAGUCAAAGCAUGGUUUUGUUUUGUGCUAUGGUUUCUGUGUACUAAUCAUUUUUGGAAAAUUAGUAAAGGGGUUUAGUGGCCAAUGUCUUUAAGGACUCCUGUGCAUAACAGCUAGUCUGCUUUGUUGAUGAUACCAGGGAUCUUCUUGUAGAGACUCAGUAUUAGAGAUGCAGUAUUGUUUGUUAUCUCACCUCAAGCAUUCUGCUCUUGUUUCAUCAAACUCUCUUCUGAAAAGUGUGUUACUUUAUAUUUUCUACAGUUUACAUAUUGAGAAAUAAGUCUUAAAUGAUUGAGCAAAUUCACAACUGUUUAGUUUCUCAAAAAUGAAAUAACCACAAAGAUUGGUCAUUUUUUGGCAGCCAUGGGAACAAAGUAGAUUUUUUGUUUUCUUACAUCUAAAAAUAUAUAGCCUUGCAAUCUGAGACAUGUUUUCUUGGUAACCAGGCAAGUUGGAUGGAUGGAAACAUGAUUCAACCUCAAAGCAUAAUGAGAUUUUCUUGUUACUUUUCAAAUAUAAAUCUUAUUUUAUAUUCUUGGUAAACUGUGAGGAGAUUAUUAGUAUUAAAUUUAAAAAAAUUUUCAUAGAAAUUUACUUAUGGCAUUGGAGCAGUUCAGUUAUUCAGUCUGUACUGUUUCGUUUAAAUCAUUGCCCCCAUGGUUGCCAAAAGUGCUUCUAGCCAUGAUGAAUUGUUAAAAAUAACUAAAUUGCGAUAGUCAGAAAAACUUUAGGUUUGCACAAUUUUUGUCCACUGUAGAAAAAAAAAUCAGAAUGAUCAAGUUCAGUACUACAUUUGAUUUAUAAAAUUAUUCUGAAAUGGAAUAAUGGUAGAUAAACUUUUGCCCUACUAUUAACUUAUGACCACAGUACACCUGAAUAAGUUGGAGUUUUUAGCCACUAGGCUUAAGAGUGGAAUCUUGAUUUGCUCAGGUGACUUCUAGGAUUACUGUGUGGCAAAUAGAGAGUAACAUUUGUGUUUCAUUUCAGAUUUCAGUUAAUUUUUAGCUACAAAAAGUAGGAAGUAGGUGAUGGAGCUAGGUAGAGGAGUAUAUUCUUUGCCCUAAGAUAGAAUAAACUCAGGCUGAGAUAUACCUGGCCCAUAGAGCCCUUCUUUUAGAUAUGUAUAUUGUAAAUUCCCAAAACCUCUUUAGUAAAGUCCUUAAGCCCCAGUGAUGUCCCAGUGAUGUCACAGAUGCACCUGUGGACUUUUGUUCUUGUUAAUACCCAGGGAAGUCUUAGAGUACCAGUUUCAUUUUAUCUGCCAUUGCAUCUGGGCUCCAUUACAACCUCUCAGCUAUUACUGCCUAUGGAGCAUUACCUCACUUUACUGCCUAUAGAGGGUUACCACACUUCCCAGUUAUUCCUCAGUUCCUUACUGUUUUGGCGUCAGUUGAAGAGGGUCUUGCUAUCACUUCUGAGGGUUUUUUUUUUUUUUUUUAAAUUCCAUUGUUGCUUUUCUAACUUCAUGCCAAUUAUUUAUCAUUCAUAUUUUCACUUGCUAAAACCAUUAAAGGUAAGUGAUAACCUUUUAAUAGACAUAGCAAACAUAUCAGGCUCUUGUUUAAGAGGAGUAGCAAAGGAGAAAAAAAAUGCAAAAUUUUUGUGUAUUCAGUACCAGAGAGGAAAGAAAGGAUUGUUUAGAUUAUAGAUUUGUAUAUCCCAAAUAAGUUACAUAGGAACACAUAUGCCUAUGUUUGGCUAUACAUAUACUCAUAGACAACUUUUAUACAUAUGGUGUCUUUUGUCACUGAUAUUAUAGCUGUAUUUAAAGUUAAAGGUUGAAUGUGUCAUUUGUGUAUUUCUGCAUUUGGGCUUAGAUCCAUAUACAGAAAGAACCUUAGAAAAUUCAUUAAUUUGGAUCUUCUAUUGACAGCUCAAAUCAUUGUGUUUGUGUGAUUGUCUCCUUGUUUAGUCAGUACUGAUCAUGAAUAAAAUGUAACAAGCUUCAGUUUCUCAUUUAGGAGUAGUACAUUUGCUUUGUAAGGAAGCAGCCUAGGUACACUAAUUCUCACUAAAAUAUUUUCAUGAGUGUAGUUAUCAUCAAGACUGCUAUAGUCUUAUUUAUGCCAACAAAAUGUUUCAUUUUAGGACUAUAAGAAAGACUAAUUGAGCAUUUUAUAAAUAGUAUUAGAUAGGGUCUUUACCCAUUGUUCACACACAGACACACACACACACGUUUACAUUCUGACAGGGUCUUCAUAAAGUACUGAUGCAUUUUUAAACCCAGAUGACUACCAUAGGUGAGAGAGGAGGCUCUGUCUGAAGAUUAGCAAAGUUGACAUUUCUGUCAUGUCUUCAACCUAUGUCAUCAAGUGGUAAAACAGCACAGAUUUAUUACCAAUGUUAAUAAAAAUGAAAUAGUUUCAUUGGCAGUUAGGGGUUAUGUAAUUCAGCAAAUUUCUGUUUAAGUUUUGUGAUUAUAAAAAUUACCUGUAGGCUCUUCUAUUGAUAGCUAUAUCAAAUAUAGAAUGGCAGGGAAAACACUGAGUACUUUCAGUGAUUCUAAAGUCUCCUCUGGAGUUACUACUAUUAUAAUUUAGAACUGAGAAUUUAAUAGAAAUUAUUAAUGCUCAUUUUUCUGGGUCUUCUUCAUGCCAGAAAUGAAACUAGCUCUGUAACACUUCUUUUUUCCUGGUUGUCUCCAGAAUGGAAAGGUUUAAAAACACUGGUCCUAAAAAAACCAUCUGUGCCUGGUUAACAUUGAUUUUGAGUAUCUUCAAUAUAUGCUAAUCAUGUAUUGAUUAAUCUUUAGAAGGUUUUUGUAUAUUUUGAAAAGAUGAAUUCAGAUAUAUAUAAGGGAAUAUCUUCUCUUGAUUGGACAUGGUUAUGUAAUAAGGAAAAACGAAUAUAACAAAGAACUAUAGUAAGCCUAGUAAAUGUUUAUUAUUGAUUGUCAACCAUUCAUGUAGACAGUACACAUUUCCACCGUACAUUUAUGAGGCACAUUAUCUGAUUUGUUCAUUAUCUUGUUCUAAUACCUUUCUUGACUAUUCAUACUUCUCACUUACAGUAUGUUCAAUUCAACUUGCCAUUCAUUAGCUCCUCUUACAGAAGGUGGUCAAGGGAAAUGAAAGGAGGUAAAGCUCAAUUUUCAGUGUAGAACUUGAAACCUCUAGGGAAAGUAGGCAAAACACAGAGAUUAUGAGAUAAACCACGGGUUUUGAUUUCUGAAUCCCCAGAUAAUCAGUUGGCCUUUAUUUUUAUUUUAGACAUUAGGUCUAAAUUAGUGUACUAAUUGCUUUAUAAUUAGGUUUAACAAAACUUUCAAGUACUUCAUUUGAAAUAUUAGUAACUUGUUAUUAAAAUCAAUUGGGAAGGAGGCGGGGCAAGAUGGCAGACUGGUGAGCUGUAAGUUUUAGUUACUCCUCCAGGAAAGUAGGUAAAAAGCCAGGAACUGCGUGGACUGGACACCACAGAGCAAUCUGUCUUUGGGCAUACU